Molecule: messenger RNA, 531 nt
Organism: Oppiella nova
Lineage: Eukaryota; Metazoa; Arthropoda; Arachnida; Sarcoptiformes; Oppiidae
Source: the annotation of a GenBank genome assembly
AUGGUGGGACUGGACUCGAGUGGAAAGACAUUCAUAGCUAAUAGACUCAUAUAUGGCAACGAGAAGUACGUACGUCCAGUAUUGCCCACCAAAGGGUAUACUGUCUAUCAAAUGGUAUAUAAGGGACAGUCGUAUACCUUAUGGGACUGCGGGGGUAGUAAAAGGUUCCGGGAUUUAUGGCGCAACCAUUACGCGGGUACUUAUGGCCUGAUAUUUGUCGUGGACGCCAGCGACCGGUGCCGUAUGGAUGAGGCCAGGGAUGUGUUGCAUACGAUUGCGAUGGACAGGGAGAUGGAGGACGUGGUGGUCGUCGUGUUGGCUAAUAAACAGGAUGUGCCUAACGCGAUGAAAGCCAAAGAGAUUGAGUUUGCAUUAGACAUGAAUCGCCUGAACCAACAGCACUGGCAUAUCCAAGAGGUAUGUGCUAUGAAUGGCUAUAAACUGGACGACUGUUUGCUACCAUUCCGGUUGAAAUUGAAAGCAAAGCCAACACUGAGUCGCAGUAUUUACGCCAAAAUUGAUAAUUAUUGA